Ostrea edulis (European flat oyster) is the source of this 817-nucleotide messenger RNA. RefSeq names its product ras-related protein Rap-2a-like. NCBI's taxonomy places the organism in Eukaryota, Metazoa, Mollusca, Bivalvia, Ostreida, Ostreidae. Gene Ontology annotation, molecular function: GTP binding; GTPase activity. The record is from RefSeq and is a predicted model, not a curated record. The transcript has a single exon. Bases 148 to 759 code for a protein of 203 amino acids.
AAACGCCUCCUUUAAGCUUAUUUGUGCACAACAGGUGUAAAUCAAAAGCAAAGGACGAGAUAUCAAUUCAUCCAAUCGGGAAGAACCGAGGGAUAUAUAUAAAUAUAAUCACCUAGCAAUUUAUUUUUCAUAUUUUAAAUAUACGACAUGGCGACCAACACUAUGGAUACGUGUUUUCGAAUUGCUGUUCUUGGGGCGAAAAAUGUAGGCAAAACGUCACUGAUCACUCGAUUAACGAAGAAGGACUUUCGAGAGAAGUACAACCCAACCAUUGAGGCAUUGUUCCGGUACGAUAUUCCAACCUCAGAAACCAGCUGCACCAAAUUGGAGAUUCUGGACACGGCAGGCGACUUCGAAUUCCCGGACAUGUUGAGAACAGCUAUACGGAACAGCAAUGCUUUUACAUUAGUGUUCGACUUGAGUGAUCCUAUUCGAACUUUCAGAGAAGUUGAAACUUUGCGACAAUGGAUUCUUGAAGAGAGGAGAGAUGAAGUGCCCAUUAUUGUCAUUGGCAACAAAGCGGACCUGAACUCUGAACAGGACACCACAGACAACAAAAUUAUAGAUGCAAUCGUUUCUAUUGACUGGGGUUGUCCUUAUAUUACAACAUCCGCCAAAGAUGAUGUGAAUAUUUCGGACAUGUAUGAUGCUGUUUGUAAAGGACUCAACAUCAAAACUGAACCAAAACCAGUGAUAAAUGGUGGCUGUAAAAAAGAAACUUCAAAGAAAUUCAAAUUUAGGCGAUUGUCCUUAUUUUGAAGACUCUGUUAAAUCAUCCUAAUUUGAUGUUUCUUACAAUAAAAUGUUUGCAACAAUA